AUGAACAUGGUUUCCUCUUGUGUUCUUUUUGGUUAUUUUGCAGAAAUGGCUAGCCGUGCACGACGCCACCAACCCGGGAGUCGCCCCGAUUUUCCGUGGUACUCUUUUCCAAGGACUGUUGGGCUCGAGAUUUAUGCAAGAUGGAAUGCAAAGCUUGACUGGAUGAAGCAACGAAAAUUCCAUGUUCCUGUGGUAGUGGAUGGGCAAUGGAUUGGACAGACUGGAUUAAUGGAGGGAAUUGAGCCAUACUUUGAUAAAGCAUUUGAUGGCAUUCAUGGGCAAUUUGUUUGUAUGGGGUGGAGACGGCUAUUCCAAAUUCAGGAAGUCGUGUACAAGGAGUUAGUCAUCGAGUUUCUGGCCACAGUUUCUUUUGCACGGAAAUAUGGUUUUUUUUGCUGA
Molecule: messenger RNA, 399 nt
Organism: Lactuca virosa
Lineage: Eukaryota; Viridiplantae; Streptophyta; Magnoliopsida; Asterales; Asteraceae
Source: the annotation of a GenBank genome assembly